ACAUUUCCUGUGCUGUGUUCGAGCAGGUCGUCAUUUUACUUAUAUCAAGCGAGGAUCCGCGCGGUGUCUUAACAUUCCUAUAAACGAGUUAAAUAUGUCUGGUCGUGGUAAAGGUGGAAAGGGACUGGGUAAGGGUGGCGCAAAGCGUCAUCGUAAAGUUUUGCGAGAUAACAUUCAAGGUAUUACAAAGCCUGCUAUCCGCCGUUUGGCUCGUAGGGGUGGAGUAAAGCGAAUUUCAGGCUUGAUCUAUGAAGAGACCCGUGGAGUACUGAAAGUGUUCUUAGAGAAUGUUAUUCGAGAUGCGGUCACCUAUACUGAGCAUGCCAAGAGAAAAACUGUGACCGCCAUGGAUGUGGUAUACGCUUUGAAGAGGCAGGGUCGUACUCUGUAUGGUUUCGGAGGUUAAGCUGUAAUUAAAUGUACAGUAAUUCAAAGGCUCUUUUAAGAGCCGCC
Molecule: messenger RNA, 453 nt
Organism: Polypterus senegalus (gray bichir)
Lineage: Eukaryota; Metazoa; Chordata; Cladistia; Polypteriformes; Polypteridae
Product: histone H4
Exons: 1
Coding region: 95-406 (103 amino acids)
Biological process (GO): nucleosome assembly
Cellular component (GO): nucleosome
Molecular function (GO): protein heterodimerization activity; structural constituent of chromatin; DNA binding
Source: RefSeq, a predicted model, not a curated record